AUGUCGCUCCUCGCGUCUGUCCCGGUGCGACAGUGCACGGCCACUGUGCGCGCGGCCUCCCGCGGCGGCGCCGCCCGCCUCCCGGCCUUCUUCGUGCCCCCGCGGGUCGUGCUCAGGCGCCACACGCCCGCCCACAGCCCCCUCGCGGCCCUGCGCGGCCCCGAGCGCAAGGUGGCGGCCCGCGCGCUGUCCUACAUGUCGGACGUGGACUCGCUGAAGCUCGACACGCUGUGCUCGCGCAUCCCGAGCCCGCUGGUGAGCGUGCAGUGGCUCAAGGACCACCUGACGACGCCCGGCGUGGUGGUGCUCGAGGCCAACUGGCACCUCCCGACGACCGGGAAGGGCGCGGCCGACGACUUCAUGGGCGACCGCAUCCCCGGCGCGCAGUUCUUCGACGUGGACCUGGUCGCGGACACCUCGUCAGGGCUCCCGCACAUGCUGCCGGCGCCCGAGGUGUUCGGGCGCGCGAUGGACGCGCUCGGCGUGACGCGCGACACGCUCGUCGUCGUGUACGACCGCUCGGGGAUCUUCUCCGCGCCGCGCCUGUGGUGGAUGCUCCGCGCGUUCGGCCACGAGCGCGUCAAGGUCCUCGAGGGGGGCUUCCCCGCGUGGGCCGCCGCGAAGGGCGCGGUCGACGCGGAGCCGCUGAGCCGCGAGGGCGCGCUCGGCGCGCUCGCCGCCGCGGUCGAGGCCGACGCGGACGCGCCGCUCCCGCGCUACGCGGCCACGCUCGACAUGGCGCGCCUGCGCACGAUCGACGACGUGCUGCGCAUCAUCGAGGACAAGAGCGAGACGAUCGUGGACGCCCGCAGCGCGUCGCGCUUCCAGGGCUCGAGCCCCGAGCCGCGCCCGGGCCUGCGGUCGGGCCACAUGCCCGGCGCGCGCAACGUGCCCUUUGACUCGUGCCUGUCCUACGGCGGGGCGAUCCGCAACAGCGACGAGCUCGUCCGGCUGUUCGCGAGCGAGCACGUGGACAUCAAGAAGCCCGUGACGGUCACGUGCGGGUCGGGCAUGACGGCGUGCGUGGUGGCGCUGGCGCUGGAGACGCUCGGGGCGCCGCAGGUUGCGGUGUACGACGGGUCCUGGGCCGAGUACGGGGGACGCGCGGACGUGCCCGUGUCGCCCGUCAAGGGCGCCAGCGCGUGA
This is a messenger RNA of Pedinophyceae sp. YPF-701, 1146 nucleotides long. NCBI's taxonomy places the organism in Eukaryota, Viridiplantae, Chlorophyta, Pedinophyceae. The record is from the annotation of a GenBank genome assembly.